AAUUUUCCUCAUGUUUUACAAUUUCAUCAUUAGAGAACGCCUGUAAUUCUCCGCAACAGUAUUAUUCAGGACAACAGAAAGUCUCUUCAAAUGUGUCUUCAAGUGAGUUCUCUAAAGAACUCGAGAUCAGUGAGUAGAAGAAACCCUUAAAUCGUCUGGGCUUCGCUUUUUCUUACAUUAUAGGUCAAUAAAGCUUAAUGGGGUGUUCUAAAAGUUCAAAAGUUGCAAUCUUGCUGGGGUUUUUGCUGCUAAUUUCUUCAGAAUUAGUGUGGGGACGAUUUGUGGUGGAGAAAAACAGCUUGAGGGUAAUAUCUCCAGAGAGCAUCAAAGGGACCCAUGAUAGUGCCAUUGGCAACUUUGGUAUUCCGCAGUACGGGGGAAGCAUGUCCGGGAUUGUGGUGUAUCCAAAGGAUAAUGAGAAAGGGUGCAAAAGCUUUGAUGGUACUGGGAUUUCUUUCAAGGCUAAACCUGGAGCUAUGCCUAAUUUUGUUCUUGUUGAUCGUGGAGAUUGCUUUUUCGCGCUUAAAGUAUGGAAUGCCCAAAACGCGGGUGCUGCAGCCGUUUUAGUGGCCGAUAACCGUGAUGAAAAUUUGAUCACAAUGGACUCGCCCGAAGAGAGUGGCUCGUCUGCCGAAUACAUAGCCAAUAUCACAAUCCCCUCCGCUCUCAUCGACAGAAGUUUCGGAGAGAAGCUGAAGACAGCUGUCAACGGGGGCGAAAUGGUCAACAUAAACCUCGACUGGCGUGAAGCCGUCCCUCACCCGGACGAUCGGGUCGAAUACGAGCUCUGGACGAACAGCAAUGACGAGUGUGGGGUCAAAUGCGAUAUGCUGAUGAAGUUUUUAAAAGAUUUUAAAGGCCCUGCACAGAUUCUUGAAAAGGGAGGGUACACUCAGUUCACGCCUCAUUACAUCACUUGGUACUGCCCGAAAGCUUUCACGAUGAGCAAGCAGUGUAAAUCUCAGUGCCUUAACCAUGGAAGGUACUGUGCGCCCGAUCCAGAGGAGGAUUUUAGUUCGGGUUAUGAUGGGAAGGAUGUUGUACUUGAGAAUCUGAGGCAGCUUUGUGUUUUUCGGGAGGCUAAGGAAGAAAAAAAGCCGUGGGUUUGGUGGGAUUACGUUACGGAUUUUCAGAUUAGGUGCCCGAUGAAGGAGAAGAAGUAUAAUGCAGAGUGUGCCGAGGGGCUGGACUUAAGGAAAAUCGAGAGAUGCAUGGGGGAUCCGAAUGCUGAUGUGGAUAAUCCCGUAUUGAAGGAGGAGCAAGAGGCUCAGAUCGGGAAAGGGACGCGUGGAGAUGUAACUAUUUUACCGACUCUUGUCGUGAAUAAUCAUCAAUAUCGAGGGAAAUUGGAGAAAGGUGCCGUUUUGAAGGCUAUAUGUGCCGGUUUUGAGGAAACUACCGAGCCUGCAGUUUGUUUGGGUGAUGAGAAGAUAGCUAAUAUCACGGAUACCUUUCAAGGAAGAGUUUAUGAAUGCCCUAUAGUCAAUGGUGUGCACUUUAAGGGAGAUGGCUAUAGUUCUUGUGUUGAUAUUGAUGAAUGCAAGGAGAUGAAAGUCUGCCAAUGUCCUGAAUGCAGCUGCAAGAAUACCUGGGGCAGUUAUGACUGUAAGAGGACUACUGAAGUGAAGUCUUCUUGGACAGCCGUUUGGAUUAUUCUGAUCGGGUUAGCUAUGGCAAGUGGUGGAGCAUAUCUUAUAUACAAAUAUAGGUUGAGGUCGUACAUGGAUUCAGAGAUCAGAGCAAUUAUGGCACAAUACAUGCCUCUCGACAGUCAAAAUGAAGUCCCAAAUCAUGUAAAUGAUGAGCGUGCUUGAAAAACGAUGACCAAUCAAUCUAUCAUAAUCCUCUCAUGUGUCCAGCAAAAUAUUCUGAAAGGUAGAGAAAUAUUAUAUCUAUUCUUGAAUGAUUUUGUUGGAUAAUGGUUUGAUACGCGAUUUUUCUGCUUGUCUUUAGUUAUGAAACAUGUAUGAGUCAGAAUUCGAUUAAGGUUCACUUGAGCAAAAAAAUGAAAAUAAAAAUUAGGUCGAAAAACAUGUACAUUGUAUAAUAUGACAGGUAUAUGUGUCCCCUAAUUUAAUCGAGAGAGCAUGUAAUAAUGUGCAUUCUUUUAUCCUUGUAAUGUACUCUCGUGUCGUGGUUGCAUGUUUUUUUGAGGGUCAACAUCAUUAGUUAUAGAUUUGUUUAAGCUUUUGGUUGGUUCUCAUUGAAUGCUGCUGUUAAAAAUUGUUCUACGAUGUUUAAUGGUUGUCAUUAUAUAUAUAUGUGGAUGCCAUUUAAAAAUCCAUGAUCUCAUGAUUUACUGGCACAAUUGAUGCUUUGAAUGGAUCUGCUGAAAAGAUUAUAUAAAUGCAC
Messenger RNA from Striga asiatica, 2352 nucleotides. Lineage: Eukaryota; Viridiplantae; Streptophyta; Magnoliopsida; Lamiales; Orobanchaceae. The record is from the annotation of a GenBank genome assembly.